Messenger RNA from Trichoderma atroviride IMI 206040, 894 nucleotides. RefSeq lists its product as uncharacterized. The record is from RefSeq and is a predicted model, not a curated record. NCBI's taxonomy places the organism in Eukaryota, Fungi, Ascomycota, Sordariomycetes, Hypocreales, Hypocreaceae. Gene Ontology annotation, molecular function: oxidoreductase activity.
AUGGCCUACAGGAACGUAGCUCUCGUUGGUGCUAGUGGAAGUGUUGGCAAGAUUAUCCUCGAGGAAUUAGUCGCCGACGGAAGUUUCAACAUUACCGUCAUUUCUCGCAAAGAUAGUUCUGCCACUUUCCCUUCUCGUGUCACUGUGUACAAGUCAGACUUUUCUGACAGAGAUCUUGAGGCGGCUUUCAAAGGCCAAGACGCCGUCAUCUCAGCCCUUGGUAAAGACGGCCUCGACGAACAGAAGAAGCUCAUCGACGCCGCCAUCAGUGCUGGGGUUAAGCGCUUCUUACCUUCUGAGUUUUCCGCCAGUAGCCAGAAUGCUAGUGUUCUCCAGCUGCUGCCUCUCUUUGGCCAGAAAACAGAAUUAAUUGAGUACCUAAAGACUAAACAAUCAGCCGACUUUUCCUGGACAGGUAUCGCUACGUCCCUCUUAUUCGACUGGGGUCUUGCAAAUGGCUUUCUUGAGUACGAUAUUGCCACUAAAACCGCCACCAUCUGGGACGACGGCAACAAAAAGUUUACCCUCACUAAUGAAAAGGAACUUGGCGCAGCUACUGCGGCUGUGUUGAAGAAGCCUGAGGAAACCGCCAACAAGUAUCUCUUUAUCUCCUCUGUUGAGACUACUCAGAACGAGAUCCUCGCUGCGCUGGAGGAGACCACCGGCACCAAAUGGACAGUCAAUAAAACCACUACCAAAGAGCAGGUCGAUGCUGCCCUCCAAAAGUUGGGCGCCGGUGAUUUCCUUGGCUCUUUUGCGCUGGUUCGAGCAACAGUCUAUGGUGACAUACCUGGCCUCAAGUCCAACUAUGCCAAGGAUGAAGUUCUAGCCAACAAUCUCCUAGGACUAAAGCCUGCAAGUGUCGCUGAGACUGUUCAGCAUGUUAUGGCCUAG